Procambarus clarkii (red swamp crayfish) is the source of this 1256-nucleotide messenger RNA. RefSeq lists its product as uncharacterized. Lineage: Eukaryota; Metazoa; Arthropoda; Malacostraca; Decapoda; Cambaridae. The record is from RefSeq and is a predicted model, not a curated record.
ACGACCUUUUGAGAGGUGGGCAGGGUAGUGUAGGGGAACGGGGUAGAUGUUGUCGUCAGGAGUGCGGGCUGUGGUCGCUCAUUGUACUGUUGAACGCUGUUGGCAUAACAUAUUUAGUAUUUGUUAUCGUACGAACGUUGGGAAGAUGUGUCCGUCAGCGACCCUGACUAUGCUUCUCGUGGCGCUCUCAUCCUUGCAGCUUGGAACUGUUCAGGGUUACAUCAUAGGAACGUCUAACGCCACACAAACCAGCACUUUACCUCCUACUGCCACUCUUGCUACAAUCUUGGGUGUGGCCAGAACGAUCCCUAUAAAGACCAAAGGGCCCGAAGGUAACUUGCUUGAUCUUGGCUCCCUCCUUAAGGGUGCUAAUACUCCUAGAGUUGCAGUUCUCGGCGAUAGCUCGUUCCCAGCUUCGUCUACCACCAGUGCACCCGAGCAGAGUGUCGGUUCUGGGCCGGCUCCUCAGAGCGGACCACAGGUCACGGUUGGCGACACAGCUGGGUCUCCUCCUUACGCUGGUGGAAGGUACAGCAGCCCUCGUGUCGUCAGAGUAGACAGUCCCUACGUCCCCACUGUCACUCAGUUUGUCACCAUCGACCGCUGCAUCACUGUCACCGACCAGGCCUUCAACAGCGUGCCCGUGACGCUAACUUCACUUAACGUGCACACGGUCACGGCCGGAACACGCGCGAUCCUACAGACUCCCGUGGACGACCGCGUGGCUCUACAAACUGUAUUAGUUUACAAACCGACAUCUUUAACGGUAACGUCUGUGAAAUCUGACUUCAGAAUCGUUACUGAAGUGUCUUUGGACCGUGUAACGCUUGCCCAUACCUCGUAUGUCAUCGUGCAGUCCACCUUUACAACCACUGCCACCCAGGUUGUGACGCUCUCGACAACUUUGGUGCGGACGAACAUAAGUACCCAAAGAACUACUUUGACGGACUAUCGCACGCUGACCGACACUGUCUACGUCAAUAGUGGGUAUGGUUAUCGAACGCAGUAGCCUUCCAGCGGUAUUACAUUCCUCGACUCUCCCUUGGGCUAUAGCUAAUCGUAGCCUGCAGUUUGUAGAAACAUAAUCUUCAUUGCCCAGGAACGACCUGCAUCUAACGAUAAAAGUAGCUUCAUGAUCUUAAACGUUCAAAGUUUUGUUGCAUAUUAUGUACACUACUUAAAAAAAAUGCCUUCACCUGGUGAAAGCGUUGUUACUUUGGGUAUGAAGUUUUGUCAAAAUUAAAAUGCCAACUAUU